AUGUCCACCGCCGACCCAUCCAACCCCAUCACGAGCGUUAACCCCAUCACGUCCGUAUCGCCCGGGUACCAGGCGCCGGGGAUCUACACGAACCAGGCGCUGCUGACGCGUCUCAACCUCGACCUGCGUGGGCGUAUGUUCCCCGUCGAGCGCGAGAUGCUCAUGCUCCUACCUGAGAGCGUGCUGCUAGGUCUAUUCCCCCAGGGCCUGAUCCUGUCCAAGCCGGCGUCGUGGGACGGUGGUGACGACGGCGUGUUUACGGUUGACUUCGACCCCGACUGCUUUCAGUACAUCCUCGACUUCUGGGCCGACGCCCAGGCGUCGUUCUACGGCACCCCAACCUCUCCGGGCCUCUUCCACGCACAGCAGAGCAUCCCCUCGUCGCCCAGCGACCCCAACUCGGACGUAAACCAGAACCCCCUCCUGACCAAGCAGGCUAUCAUUGUCCUUCGUGAAGAGCUCGAGUACUUUAGCAUCACGACGCCUGGUGCGCUCGCGCGUGUCGACGCGCAGGGUCUGGCCAACGAUGAGCUGCGUGCGCUCAAGCGCGCCGCGGGCGAGGCGCUCGCGUCCAAGCGCCAGAUCUUUACUGCCCUCCAGCGCAACGUCAACAAGGAGAACAACCAGGCCGAGCAGCACCUCAUCGACAUGUUGUGCAUGAGCGGCUUCAACCGCGACGACGAGUGGGGAUACCGCGCAUGCGAGCCGACGCGCAAUGUUAUCAGCUCGAUGGCGCUCGUCCUCCUCAAGACGGGCAUUAUCCACCCUGGCCAGCCCGGCGCCCCCGCUGACAUCACUACCCCGAUCAUCGACGACAAGCAGAUGGGCACCGCGCAGAAGCUCCUGUUGUUCUGGCGCAAGCCUGCGCGCAAGUGCUGGUGGGACGGCGUCGUGGUCGAGAUCCCCGAGUCGACGGCGUCGAGCAAGCCCAUGACCGUCAAGGUCUGGGCGCGGCGUGUGUGGACCCUCGAGUUGUCUCUUAUUUAG
This is a messenger RNA of Cutaneotrichosporon cavernicola, 987 nucleotides long. RefSeq lists its product as uncharacterized. The record is from RefSeq and is a predicted model, not a curated record. The transcript is spliced from 4 exons. Gene Ontology annotation, cellular component: nucleus. Bases 1 to 987 code for a protein of 328 amino acids. Gene Ontology annotation, molecular function: RNA binding. Lineage: Eukaryota; Fungi; Basidiomycota; Tremellomycetes; Trichosporonales; Trichosporonaceae.